Messenger RNA from Cephus cinctus (wheat stem sawfly), 1563 nucleotides. RefSeq lists its product as uncharacterized. The coding region runs from base 800 to 1444 and encodes 214 amino acids. The record is from RefSeq and is a predicted model, not a curated record. The transcript has 6 exons. Lineage: Eukaryota; Metazoa; Arthropoda; Insecta; Hymenoptera; Cephidae.
GGCAACGAGGUGAAUUCUCGGCAACGAUACGGGACGCUGGCUGCCAGCGAGGACGUACACAUAUUUUACUUGAAUUCCUUAAUUGUACAUUUUACUCGGGACCGAUGAACUAAUAGAGAUCGGAGUGAAAACGGCUCGUUCGUCGAGGUGAAUGUGCGUUAAAAUUUGUAAGUGGAAUCUUAAGAGCUCUGGCGGUGCCUUAAUCAACGUCUUAAUGAGGAGAUACUCGAGGCUGGCUUGAAUCUCGUAGUUAGUCCACUCGGUCGUUCCUGCAUCACAGGUUAGUUUUUUUUCCUGGUACGCCUAUUAUCUUUCUGUGUACCUACCGAUAAUCGUCUUUGAGUUGUCACGCUGAAUUGGCCUAGAUACUUUUUAACUUACUGUGCCACAAGACACAAUGGAGGAAGAAACAAGACUAGGGAGAUUUACGCGUCAUUCAUGGCUCGUUCCACCACAAGAUCGCAACCGGACUGCUAGAAUUGCUUUAAUGCAAGCUUCCAAGUGCGUGGGCAUGCAACGUCUACGCAUCAUCCAUUCAUUGGAUUGAAGUCAUUCGUCAGGAACGAAGAGGAGAAGUGAAGGAAGGAUGAUUUGAUUCAUACUCAACCGUCAUUGGGGCUGGCAGCUCGUGGCCAAUGUCAUGUGCUGUAAUAAUCACUUUGAUUAGGAUGACAAUUGUUUAAUUGGUAUUCACGUCGACGUACUCGGCACCGGGAACCAGGUAUAAAAAUGAGGCUCAAGUUGCCAUUAAUAUCAGUCAAUCAUCGUCUGCUGUCAUCGUUAUUCGCUGCUAGACAAAAUGAAGUCCUUCCUCUGCAUCUUCCUUCUGGCAGCCAUCGUUAUGGCGGAGCCACCGCGUUUCCGGCAGCAGAGUAGAUUCUUUGCUCGUCAACAAGAAGAGACCACUCCUGCUCCAGCAGAAGCUCCCUACGCUCCCUCGGGAUGGAGACCGGCUGGACGUGCUUUUGAAUUGCCCCAGAGACAGGUGCAGAACACUUACGGCGCCCCUGACCCUCCUGCCGCUUAUGGGCCACCUAGUACAACAGAGGCGCCAACGACUGCCGCCCCUGAGGAACCCACCACUGUCCCUCCGUCAGAGGAAGACGGUGCCAACGAGUUCGAGGAAGACGGCAACCAGGACGAACAGCAGGGCGAAUAUUACGUAGCACUUCCCGAUGGACGUCUUCAGCGCGUGCAGUACGUUAGCCGUGAGGAUGCUGCGAAGAUGCGUUACCUCGCCAAGAUCGAGGCACGAAACGUUGGACCAAUCUACGCUUACAGUCCCCUGCAAAAAUUGGAAUUGAUCAGACCCGUGAAGUUCGAGGCGCCCCUGGCGGUAGUACCGAUCGCCGCCGCAUCGGAUGCGCCACUGUCCACGUCCUAUACGACUGUCACUACAAAUUUUCAACCCGCAUCCGGCAAGGUGCUUCUAGCAGCGGUUUAAAAGCAUUGACUUCCUUUGAUAAUUGCUCGGAUUAUCAGCAGAGAUGUAUAAACUGUACAGUGUCAAAGUUCCCCUAUCGUUAUCAAUGAACGUCUUAAUAAAAUAAUUCAAUACAGAAA